Leptosomus discolor (cuckoo roller) is the source of this 1878-nucleotide messenger RNA. Lineage: Eukaryota; Metazoa; Chordata; Aves; Leptosomiformes; Leptosomidae. The record is from RefSeq and is a predicted model, not a curated record.
AUGCUUGCCCCUGGAUCUGCACUGACAUCAAAGCGGGACUGGCAAACAACAAGAGCAAUGGGAAGCCUCCAGAACCUGAAGAAAUUUAAUAACCAGGACUUCAACCGCCUGCGAGCUUUGUGUCUGAGCCAAGGACUGCUUUUUGAGGAUGCCACCUUCCCCGCUCACAUCAGCUCCAUCGGUCCCAACUUGCUCCCAGAGGAUAAGCUGCGGCGAAUACAAUGGAAGAGGCCAACUGAACUUCAGAGAAAUCCUUAUUUGAUCGUGGAUGGAGUUAGCAGAUUUGAUAUCAUGCAGGGAGAAAUAGGUGACUGCUGGAUGCUGGCUGCCCUGGGCUCUCUGACACUGCAGAAGCAGUAUUUGAAAAAUGUUAUACCAAAGGACCAAGGAUUCCAGGAUGAUUAUGCUGGGAUUUUUCAUUUCCGGUUCUGGCAAUAUGGAGACUGGGUGGAUGUAGUGAUAGAUGACCAGCUGCCAUUCCUCAACGGAAGAUACCUGUCUGUACACCCUCGAACAUCAAACGAAUUCUGGCCAUCCUUGCUGGAAAAAGCAUAUGCCAAAUUGCGGGGUUCCUACCAGAACUUGCAUGGAGGCUACCUUUCCGAUUCUUUAGUAGACCUCACAGGUGGAGUCCAAGUGCAGUUUUCGUUGAAGAAUCCCCCUCCUGAUCUGGAGGAGAUACUGAAAGCAGCUGAGAAAUCUCAGUGUCUGAUGGGGUGUAGUACCUCAGGUCAGCUGAGGAGGAACAUAGAGCUGAGGGAUGGGAUUGUACAGGGUCAUGCCUACACUGUCACAGGAUCUGUGAAGAUACGCUACAAGAAUGGCUGGAAACAUAUCAUCAGGAUCUGGAAUCCGUGGGGCCAUGGGGAGUGGCAGGGGCCCUGGAGCGAUAACUCUCCUCAGUGGGACCAUGUUGAGCCUAAAUGCAGAGAAUCCCUCCUGAGAAAUAAGGAUGAUGGAGAAUUCUGGAUGUCCUGUAAAAACUUCCAGGAGCAGUUUUCCUGGCUGUAUAUAUGUAACAGCACCCCAACAUUUCUGGACUUUGGAGAUCAGCAGUGCACAACAUGGUCCGUGGACAGCCACAUCAACCUGUGGAGUCCAGUCCUCACCAGAGGCAGGAACAACUAUUCCCCAGAGGACAAAGAAUUUGAAUUUCUCUUACGAAUUUUUGUGAAGAAUCAAGACUACAAUGAGUAAGAAGAUAAGAACUCAAGUUCCCUGCCCAGCACAGUGCUGCCAACGGAUGUACCAAGACAGAACCAGGACAGUUCCUAUAAGGCUGUCUUCCUAAGAUACGCUAAGCAGGGCUCAGCUAUUGAUGCCUCACAGCUGCAACAACUCCUUAAUGAAGUGAUCAUGCAAGAUGAAAUGACCAGCCUGGGAGGAAGGUUCAGCUUUGAUUCAUGCAGAGGCAUUUUAGCUCUGAUGGAUCUCAACUCGAACGGACAACUGACGCUGCAGGAGUUCAGCAGCCUCUGGCGAAGUCUCACUAAGUACAUGGAUAUCUUCAGAAAGGAAGACAGAAACCAUUCUGGAUUUCUUGAUGUGUCUGAACUGAAGAGUGCGAUACAGACAGCAGGUCUGGCCGCUAAUGAGCAGCUUCUGUGCCUGAUGGCCUUGCGGUACGGCAAUGCUGCCAGAAGAGUUGGCUUCUCUGACUUUGUGUGCUGCAUGCUGCGCCUUGAAACCAUGACCUGUGAGUCUCAGUGCCGGGGCCUGGGGUUGGGCAGGGGACAUGGCAACAGAUGUGUCCUUGUGCUGGUGCCCUUCCACACAAGCUUGAGCAUCCUGGUCCACAGCAGACCUUCCUCCAGGGCGGUGUGGAGCAUUGCCAGUACCAGUGAGGAAGUCUGCAUCAUGGCCAGUGAAGAGGAAUGA